Molecule: messenger RNA, 1422 nt
Organism: Penicillium vulpinum
Lineage: Eukaryota; Fungi; Ascomycota; Eurotiomycetes; Eurotiales; Aspergillaceae
Product: PP2C family serine/threonine-protein phosphatase
Exons: 1
Coding region: 1-1422 (473 amino acids)
Biological process (GO): protein dephosphorylation
Molecular function (GO): protein serine/threonine phosphatase activity
Source: RefSeq, a predicted model, not a curated record
AUGUUAUCAUGUCUCUCCCGACCACGUUUAGGGUGCGUGACUACCUCAAUUGUACGGAGACAUACUAAACGUUCAUUCUCAACGAAGAGCUUGUCCUCAAAUUCGAGGAUUUACAUUGCGACUGCCGGUUUGAUCAGUGUCCCCAGUCUGUGGUGGUUGACCGCUACAAGGGAUGAUGUGCCCCGCCUUGAGGGUCCACCCGCAGAGCAAUUGGUCCCUGAACCGGGUCUCUCCAAAGAGGAUAUCACCCAGAUAUUAUCGAAAGAAGCAUAUUCCUUUCAGGUCAGAAAUAUCACAGGCGUCGACAGAUACGAUGGUAGCCAAUUGGCAUCCAAUAGCCCGUGCGAAGACCGGUUUAUCCAUGGCAAACUUUCCUCACCGUGGAAUGAGGCUGAUCAAUGGAUGUCCUGGGCUGUUUUUGAUGGACAUUCAGGCUGGCAGACAGCAGAUCUGUUGACGAAGCAACUCCUGCCUUUCGUGCAGCGCAGAUUGACCGAAGCCAAACCACCUUCAAACGAACCGGUGCCAAAUGAGUCGGUCCGGCGCGCUAUCAUGAACGGAUUCGUGGACCUUGACGACUCCAUCAUCAAGACCGCACAGGACACAUCUAACAGUAAAAAGUCCUUUCAGGACAAGGUUAAGAAGCUGGCUCCUGCUUUUGCUGGUUCAUGCGCUUUGUUAGCUCUGUACGAUCCUUUCACAAGCACACUGCACGUUGCCUGUACUGGAGACUCAAGAGCGGUCUUGGGACAAAAAGGGCCAGACGGCAAGUGGGAAGUGAUUCCCUUGUCAGUAGACCAAACUGGCAGCAACGAAGAAGAGGUCGCCCGCAUUUCCGAGGAACACCCUGGCGAGGAAAACAUAGCCAAAGGUGGACGGGUGCUUGGACUCAUGGUUUCACGAGCAUUUGGUGAUAGUCUGUGGAAAUGGCCUCUCGAUUUCCAGAAGGAAAUGAAGCAGAAAUUCAAUGGUCCUGCACCCCUAACGCCACGGUACGAUGUCCGCACACCCCCAUACUUGACUGCCGAGCCGGUCGUGACAAGCACCAAGAUCGACCCUAACAAACCCUCGUUCUUGAUCCUGGGAACGGAUGGGCUGUGGGACUAUCUGUCCAAUAAGCAGGGUGUCGACCUGGUAGGGAACUGGUUGGAACAACAAGGGAAUGGGGAGAAGAAGAGCGAAUCAGAGCCAGCAGAUCGCCAAUUUGACUUUGGCAGAUUCUGGAAAGAUGUUAACUGGAAGUUUGUGGAGGAGAGGACAACGAUCCAAGAUGAUAAUGCUGCAGUACAUCUGAUGCGUAACUCGCUUGGUGGAAAUUACCACGAGUUGAUAGCAGGCCGGCUUGCGUUUGGCCCUCCUUUCUCUCGACGGGUACGGGAUGAUAUCACUGUGCAGGUCGUUUUCUUUAAUGUGGAAAAGUAA